This is a messenger RNA of Cutaneotrichosporon oleaginosum, 1032 nucleotides long. RefSeq lists its product as uncharacterized. Gene Ontology annotation, molecular function: protein binding. NCBI's taxonomy places the organism in Eukaryota, Fungi, Basidiomycota, Tremellomycetes, Trichosporonales, Trichosporonaceae. The record is from RefSeq and is a predicted model, not a curated record.
AUGUACUUUUCGCCCGUGCCCGCUCACGGCAGGCCACCAGGGCAGGCUCUGCGCGCGCACACAGGCACGCUUGUCGGCGACCGCAUCUGGUUCUUGGGCGGUGUGGACGCACGCUCGUGCUGGCGCGGCGUCGCCAGCUUUGACACAGAGUCAUUGCAAUGGAGCACGAUCGAGACACACGGCCAGGCUCUGCCACCAUUACGUGCGCACACGACGACCCUGGUUGGCGACCAGCUGUACAUAUUCGGUGGAGGCGAUGGCCCGACGUACUCGAAUGAUGUGUGGGUGUUUGACACCAUUACACAUCGUUUCUCCAAGCCACAUAUCGUGACGCCCAAAGCCAGCCUUCCUCCUCCGCGUCGUGCGCACACGACCGUGCUGUACAGACACUUCCUUGUCGUUUUCGGCGGUGGCAACGGUCAAGCUGCGCUCAACGACGUUUGGGCGUUGGACGUGAGCGAUCCAAGUCGCCUGACGUGGCAAGAGUGGCGCACGCGUGGGGAUGUUCCACAGAAGAAGGGCUACCACACGGCCAAUUUGGUUGGCGACAAGAUGAUUGUCUUUGGCGGAAGCGAUGGGCACGCGAGCUUUGCCGAUGUGCAUGUGCUGAACCUGCAAACCAUGACUUGGACACUUGUGCCUACCGAGGUCAAGCACAAUCGGCUGUCGCACACGGCAACGCAGGUUGGCUCGUAUCUCUUCGUUAUCGGCGGGCACAACGGCCAGACGUACGCACAGGACGUGUUGUUAUUCAACCUAACAACACUGGCGUGGGAGUCCAAGGUGCCAAAGGGUGUGCCGCCUCCUGGGCGGGGCUAUCACGUCGCGGUCCUGCACGAUGCGCGCAUCUUCAUUUCUGGCGGCUACAACGGUGUAGCCGUCUUUGACGACCUCUGGACUCUUGAUCUUGGCGCGGGGGCGUAUCUGCCGCAGGUGACGACAUUCGAGGUCAACGAACAGUCGGACCACCUGCGCAUGAUGAGCCCUGUGCCCACGAAGAACGGCCCGAGCGGCGCGGGUGGCCGCAUCUAG